GGGCUGGAGCUGCCGGGCCUUCUGACUCCGCCAAACGCUCAGAUUUCGGGGCUUCUCUCCCGGGCAGGGAGCACGUAACUUCCUCAUUCCUGCCUGGACCCCUGCUUCCAGCUGGCCCGGCCCGACUUUUGCGCUCUGCUGGCCCCGAGGUCUCUCGACCAUCAGGGGCUCCUCUCUACGGCUUCUUCGUUGUCCCAGUUCGGAGCCAUUCUGGCCUGGCUGGAUGUUUCCUUGGGUCCUGGAUACAUAAUGGGAGGCGGGACUGAGGGGUUCUGGAUGAAGGUUGGAGGGAGAGGAUGGAGGUUGGAAGGGGUGGAAAGUGAGGGUCAUCGGUCUACGAUCAGAGGAAAUCCGGAGUCAGUGGAGUGAGUAGGAUGGCGGCAACUGAGGAGAACCUCUUCCCCUAUGGAGACUACCUGGAUUCCAGCCAGUUGAACAUGGAACCAGAUGAGGUUGACACUCUGAGGGAGGGAGAGGACCCAGCUGACCGAAUGCACCCCUUUCUGGCCAUCUAUGACCUUCAACCUCUGAAAGUGCACCCCUUGGUGUUUGCCCCUGGGGUUCCUGUCAUGGCCCAGGUGGUGGGCACAGAAAGAUACACCAGUGGAUCCAAGGUGGGAACCUGCACUCUCUAUUCUGUUCGCUUGACUCAUGGUGACUUUACCUGGACAACCAAGAAGAAGUUCCGUCAUUUCCAGGAGCUGCAUCGGGACCUCCAGCGACACAAAGUCUUGAUGAGUCUGCUCCCUCUGGCUCGCUUUGCUGUAGCCCAUUCUCCAGCCCGAGAGGCAGCCAAUGCAGAGAUGCCUUCUCUACCCCGAGGAGGUCCUGAGGGCUCCGCUAGACAUGCAGCUAGCAAGCAGAAAUAUCUGGAAAAUUACCUCAACCGCCUCCUGACCAUGUCUUUCUACCGCAAUUACCAUGCCAUGACAGAGUUCCUGGAAGUUAGUCAACUCUCCUUUAUCCCAGACCUUGGCUCCAAGGGACUGGAAGGGGUGAUCCGGAAGCGCUCUGGUGGGCAUCGUGUUCCUGGGCUCACCUGUUGUGGCCGAGAUCAAGUUUGUUAUCGCUGGUCCAAGAGGUGGCUGGUGGUGAAGGAUUCCUUCCUGCUGUACAUGUGUCUGGAGACUGGCACCAUCUCAUUUGUUCAGCUCUUUGACCCUGGCUUUGAGGUCCAAGUGGGGAAAAGGAGCACCGAGGCACGAUAUGGGGUGCGAAUUGACACCUCCCACAGGUCUCUGAUUAUCAAGUGCAGCAGUUACCGGCAGGCACGGUGGUGGGGCCAGGAGAUCACUGAGCUGGCACAAGGGCCAGGCAAAGACUUUCUACAGCUGCACCGGCACGACAGCUAUGCCCCACCCCGGCCUGGGACCUUGGCCCGGUGGUUUGUGAAUGGGGCAGGUUACUUUGCUGCCGUGGCAGAUGCCAUUCUACGAGCACGGGAGGAGAUUUUCAUCACAGACUGGUGGUUGAGUCCUGAGAUUUUUCUGAAGCGUCCAGCUCAUUCAAAUGACUGGAGACUGGACAUUAUGCUUAAGAGGAAGGCGGAAGAAGGUGUCCGUGUGUCUGUCCUGCUGUUUAAGGAAGUGGAAUUGGCCUUGGGCAUCAGCAGUGGCUAUACCAAGAGGACUCUGGUGCUGCUACACCCCAACAUAAAGGUGAUGCGCCACCCAGACAAUGUGACAUUGUGGGCUCAUCAUGAGAAGCUUCUUGUGGUCGACCAAGUGGUGGCCUUCCUGGGGGGGCUAGAUCUUGCCUAUGGCCGCUGGGAUGACCUGCACUACCGGUUGACUGACCUUGGAGAUUCCUCUGGAUCAGUUGUUUCACAAACUCCCACCCCGGGCCCAGACUCUGCAACCACCCCAGACCUCUCUCAUAACCAGUUCUUUUGGCUGGGCAAGGACUAUAGCAAUCUCAUCGCCAAGGACUGGGUACAGCUGGACCGGCCUUUUGAAGAUUUCAUUGAUAGGGAAACCACUCCCAGGAUGCCAUGGCGAGAUGUUGGAGUGGUUGUUCACGGCUCAGCAGCCCGGGAUCUUGCCCGGCACUUCAUCCAACGCUGGAACUUCACCAAGACCAUGAAGGCCAAGUACAAGACACCCAUGUAUCCCUACCUGCUGCCCAAGUCUACCAGCACUGCAAACCAGCUCCCUUUCACACUCCCAGGCGGGCAAAGCACCACUGUACAGGUCUUGAGGUCUGUGGACCGAUGGUCAGCAGGGACUUUGGAGAGCUCGAUCCUCAACGCUUACCUGCACACCAUCAGAGAGAGCAAGCACUUCCUAUACAUUGAGAAUCAGUUCUUCAUUAGCUGCUCAGAUGGACGCACUGUCCUGAACAAGGUGGGCGAUGAAAUUGUGGAUAGAAUCCUGAAAGCGCACAAACAGGGCCAGUGUUUCCGAGUCUACGUGCUUUUGCCCUUGCUCCCUGGUUUUGAGGGUGACAUCUCCACAGGGGGUGGUAACUCCAUCCAGGCCAUUCUGCACUUCACUUACAGAACACUAUGUCGUGGGGAGUAUUCAAUUCUACAUCGUCUCAAAGCAGCCAUGGGGACAGCAUGGCGGGAUUACAUUUCUAUAUGUGGGCUUCGCACUCAUGGAGAACUGGGUGGGCACCCAAUCUCAGAGCUCAUCUAUAUCCACAGCAAGAUGCUCAUUGCAGAUGACCGGACAGUCAUCAUUGGUUCUGCAAACAUCAAUGACAGGAGCUUGCUGGGAAAGCGGGACAGCGAACUAGCCAUACUCAUUGAGGACACAGAAAUGGAGCCAUCCCUCAUGGAUGGGGUGGAAUACCAGGCGGGCAGGUUUGCCUUGAGUUUGCGGAAGCACUGCUUCAGUGUGGUACUCGGGGCGAAUGCCCGACCAGAUCUAGAUCUCCAAGAUCCUGUCUGUGAUGACUUCUUCCAGUUGUGGCAAGAUACAGCAGAGAACAACGCUAAUAUCUACGAGCAGAUCUUCCGUUGUCUGCCAUCCAAUGCCACGCGUUCCCUGCGGACUCUCCGGGAGUAUGUAGCCGUGGAGCCUCUGGCUAUGGUCAGCCCUUCCUUGGCCAAGUCUGAGCUCAUUCAGGUCCAGGGUCAUCUAGUUCACUUCCCUCUUAAGUUUCUGGAGGAUGAAUCUUUACUUCCCCCACUGGGGAGCAAAGAGGGCAUGAUACCCUUAGAAGUGUGGACAUAGCUGAGAAUAGCAGAGAUCACCAGCCGUGGGUCCCCACCAUGCCUGGAUCCUUGCCCUCAGCCUCCAGUUCUGAGGGCAGUGCCCUUUGAUUUCUGGAGAGGAGGCUCCCAGAAGGGUACUAAUGAACUCACAGAAGACCCUCACUUGAAAAUUACCUGAAGGGGACACUCCCAAAGACUGGGGAGACAGGAUAGGAUUCUAGACAGAUCUUCCUGCCACCCGGUUCAAACUGCUGCUCCAGAAAAGACUCACUCCAGCCAGGUUGCCUGGGGGUCAAGAGUCUUAUUUCAGGAGGAGGGGUUUUUGCCCUCAACCUUCCUCAUCUCAUUCUUCCUCUUGCCCUUGGACCCCCUUCCUGCCCUAGGGCUUCUCUCAGCCCAUUGCUGCCAAUAUGGAGGGAAGGAUGAAGCCACUUUGGGCUACACAGCUCCCGUCAGUGGCGGGAGGACACACUAACUGCCUCCACCAGCCUGCUGACAGACACUAACUUUGUACCAGUUCAUUAAGCAUUUCAUAAAUAAAAGUGUAGAAAAGGCUCCUGCCUCUUAGUGGA
This is a messenger RNA of Jaculus jaculus (lesser Egyptian jerboa), 3729 nucleotides long. It is a transcript of the gene Pld2, whose product is annotated as phospholipase D2. The coding region runs from base 375 to 3176 and encodes 933 amino acids. The transcript is spliced from 25 exons. NCBI's taxonomy places the organism in Eukaryota, Metazoa, Chordata, Mammalia, Rodentia, Dipodidae. Gene Ontology annotation, biological process: intracellular signal transduction; cell motility; phosphatidic acid biosynthetic process. The record is from RefSeq and is a predicted model, not a curated record. Gene Ontology annotation, molecular function: phosphatidylinositol binding; D-type glycerophospholipase activity.